AAGAGCGCAACGGUCUGCAAAGGGAAGCCAACUGUGACACGGUCACAUUCGCAAUUCAUUAUUCCGGUCCUCGACGCCACAAACAAGCUAUCGUGGGAAUCCAGAGCAGUACACCGAAAGUUGCUGGGCAUCGUCGCCGUCGUUCCUCAAGCCCCUCCGUUGACCCUCGCCGCCUCAAGACUCUCCGACCACAAUGCCCCCCAAGAAGGUUAAGGCCCCCAAGGAGGACGCUGCCGUCCAGCUCGGUCCCCAGGUCGCUGAGGGCGAGCUCGUCUUCGGCGUCGCGCACAUCUUCGCGUCCUUCAACGACACCUUCGUCCACGUCACCGAUCUGUCGGGCAAGGAGACGAUCUCCCGCGUUACUGGCGGUAUGAAGGUCAAGGCUGACCGUGACGAGUCCUCCCCGUACGCCGCUAUGUUGGCUGCCCAGGACGUCGCCGCGCGCUGCCGCGAGGUUGGCAUUACUGCCCUCCACAUCAAGCUCCGCGCCACUGGUGGUACCGGCACCAAGACCCCGGGUCCGGGUGCCCAGUCCGCGCUCCGUGCGCUUGCCCGUGCUGGCAUGCGCAUUGGCCGCAUUGAGGACGUCACCCCCGUCCCGACCGACAGCACCCGCCGCAAGGGUGGUCGCCGCGGUCGUCGUCUGUAGAUGGUGCGUUUAUGCGCUGCGCAUCGUCCAAAAUGUACCAUUUCCUGUCGGAGUGUGCAACCAAUACAAUGUCGCUGUUUGACACGCAGCGGGUCCUCUGGGGCUCGUCCCGUGGUCAUUAUCUUCACAUGCUUGUAUGAUUGGUCCACAUCGAAUGUUGUUGUAUGUCCACCAACCCGGAUUGAGUUGAGCUGAGUCUCUCCUUUCGCAACCGAUGCGAGGCAUGCUAC
This is a messenger RNA of Schizophyllum commune H4-8, 879 nucleotides long. RefSeq names its product 40S ribosomal protein S14. The coding region runs from base 194 to 649 and encodes 151 amino acids. Gene Ontology annotation, biological process: maturation of SSU-rRNA from tricistronic rRNA transcript (SSU-rRNA, 5.8S rRNA, LSU-rRNA); ribosomal small subunit assembly; translation. The transcript has 4 exons. Gene Ontology annotation, cellular component: ribosome; cytosolic small ribosomal subunit. NCBI's taxonomy places the organism in Eukaryota, Fungi, Basidiomycota, Agaricomycetes, Agaricales, Schizophyllaceae. The record is from RefSeq and is a predicted model, not a curated record. Gene Ontology annotation, molecular function: mRNA 5'-UTR binding; small ribosomal subunit rRNA binding; structural constituent of ribosome.